Plasmodium malariae is the source of this 7023-nucleotide messenger RNA. Its product is annotated as transcription factor with AP2 domain(s), putative. The record is from RefSeq and is a predicted model, not a curated record. The coding region runs from base 1 to 7023 and encodes 2340 amino acids. The transcript is spliced from 2 exons. Lineage: Eukaryota; Apicomplexa; Aconoidasida; Haemosporida; Plasmodiidae.
AUGCAAAAUUACAACUUAGAUAAAAGCUCUACUGAAUUGACUGAAUGUCCUGCACAAGAAGUAGAAGAAGUAGAAAAAGUAGAAAAAGUGUGUAAGGAAGAAAAUAUACAGUUUUCCUCGCUGCGUUAUGAGAAUGCUAACUGUUUGGAAAAUGAUUGUAGCAAAAAGGAUGAGCAAGAGAAGGUGCAAACUGGGAAAAUUGGACAAACUGAGAAAAAUGCGCAAAAUUCGCAAGAUUGUAACUUCCUAACAUCGGAGGUAGGAGAACAUAACUCAAUUUUGGAGGGACGAAAUACAGAAAAAGAAGAAAACCCAAGUUACAUACCUUCAUGUGAAGAAGUAGCAAAAAUAAACAAAGAACCCGUAAUUCUAAUUGACAAAACUGAAAGAUGCUUAGUGGUCGAAUGGUAUGAAAAUGAUGUAAGAAGAGAACAGAGGAUUUCAUAUAAAAAGUACGGAAAUGAUAAAGCUAAGUUAAGAGCAAAAGAAUUAAUCGAAAAACUAAAAUCAGGAAUAACAUUUGAACAACUAUACCCAGAUAAAGGACCACCUGUAGUAAGGGUAUAUGAAAAUAUAGGAGCUUAUCAUGUAUCCUUAAUUAGAGAUAGAAUUGAAAGAGAAUGGAGAGUUGAAUGGAUAGAUAAUGGUAUUCCUAUGAAUGCUAGAUGGUCAUGUAAAAAAGUAGGUAAUGAUGAAGCUCAAAAAAGAGCAGAAGCUUUUGCCCAAAGUAUGAUUAAAGGUGUAUUUAAUCCUAUAUUAUUACAUAAAGCUACAGGGACAAGAUUUUCAAGAUUAGAUAGAACUGUUGUUAAAAUUAAUGUGUAUAUGAAAAAAAAUACUAAAAGAAGGAAUAAAGUUAAAAAUGCUAUUAAAGGAGAGAAAAAGGAUGUCAUAUUAAAAGAAAAAGGAAUUAGACAAGGUCUAAGAAGAAACAGAAUAAAUAACAACAUUAUGAACACAGAAACAGUCACAGGCGCUAUAGCAACUAGCAACAGAACUAAUAUUAUAAACAACAUCUCUAACUGUGUAAGUGAUAAUGGUAUCAUUGUUGGUGGAACGCAAAUUGUUCAUACACAUGUGAGUAGUGCUUAUGAUGUGGAAAACAUGUCAAACUUGUCAGGAGCGUGUAAUAAUAUAAGUUUACUACAAAGUAAUGAAAAUUUUGUUUUAAAUAAUUAUGAUAUAAAUCUGAACCAUGAUCAUAUAUUAGGCAAGAAGAAAAAUUAUUCUGCUAGAUGUAAAAGCACGAAAACUUGGAAAAAUAAAAAUAUAUAUCGAGGAUGUAAAAUGGUUAUGAACAAAAGAGAAAUUUGCAAAGCUGAUAGUAGUGAUAUGAUUAAUGCAACUGGGGAAGUAAGUAAUUUAAAGGAAGAUAUGCACAUCUACCAUCCAUUUACCCUUGCCAAUAAUCAACUUUCAAAUGAUGCUGCUAAGUGUUGUAGUUCAUCUGUACCAUUAAGUGAGAAUAAAAGCAUUUUGAAUAAUAAAAAUGUGCAUGUAGAAUCUACGAUACAUAAUAAUGGUGGUUAUUAUAUGCCUAGUACAAGCUUUGAAAAUUUCUUUGUAAAUAAUAGUUUAGAAGGCAAUGAUUACUCUGCUGAGUACUCUUAUUCAACUAAAGGGAAUAACCCAUCUGAGUAUGUGAGGUAUACGAGGGACCAAAAUAUGGAUCACAUCGUCGAUUCGAACAUGCAUAGUAAUAUACAGGAUUUUCAUUACAUGGGAGAGGAAAAUUUUGGAGGUGAUUAUACAAAUUCGAAUGAGUUUGUAAAAAACAUCCUGAACAAUGUAGGUAACAAUUGCAAUGCCAUGAACAGUGCAGGUAACAAUUGCAAUGAUAUGAACAGUGCAGGUAACAAUUGCAAUGAUAUGAACAGUGCAGGUGACAAUUGCAAUGACAUGAACAGUGCAGGUGACAAUUGCAAUGACAUGAACAGUGCAGGUAACAAUUGCAAUGACCUAAACAAUAUCAAUAGUUCUAAUUUUAAAAGUAAAAAUUAUUAUCCCUUCAAUAAUACCAAUCCUUAUUUAAUUAAUCACAACAACAGUGUUGGUUCUGUAUCCAAUUCGAACUACUUACAGAAUAAUUUUAGUUAUAAUAAUAUCGAAAUGAACAAUAAUAAUGGUGAAAUACAGAAGAAAAAAAGAGUGUAUAAAGAGAAGGGUUGCACCUUGAGGAAAUAUAAGAAAAAUAUUAUGGAGGAUAAUAAUUUGACUCCUUUAAAUGUUCCUAAGAAAGGUGGAAGGAAAAAAGAAUAUAAAUAUGAAAAAAAAUUAACUUGUUUAAAUAGCAAAGUACAGGAUAAGGAUACAAAGAGGGAAAGAGGUGCUAAUCGAAUUUACAAAAAUAAUGAUUCGAUAGAUGACGGACAUAUGUUUAAUUAUUCUAUGUAUUGUAAAGUUAAUUUAAGAAAAAAUAAAAGAGGACUUCAAAAAGAGGUGGGGUAUACAAUUCUGAGGUACAAAGCAGAUCAGUGCGUGAAAAACUAUGAACGAAAAAAACACAAUUGCGUUACGAAUGAUCUUUUGACUUCAAAAAUGAUUAAUGUAGAAAGAAUAGAUAUGGAUCAGACAGUCCAAAACUAUCAGGAGGAACAAAAUGGAGGCGUAACUAAUGGAUAUAACGAAGGGACUUACAAGCAGGGGAAAGAUGUAGAUAAAUACACAAAACAGUACCCGGAGCAAUGCAUGGAACAAUACGCGGAUCAGUUGAACAGUCGAAAGAGAGAAGAGAAACAUUGCAAGUUAAAUAAACUUAGCGAAAAAGUAUAUUCUUUAGAUGCAGUAAAUAAUAAAUGUAAUCCCGUUUUCAACCAUAUAAAUGGAACUAGGGCAUCUUACAGCAUGUUUGAUUCUUGUGUGGAUAAAAUGGGUGCCAUGUAUACUGCCUGUAACCCAUGCACAAUGAACGAUGUGAACAAUGCUCAUAUGUUGGUGCACUCUAAUUGCGCUAAUUUGUCGAGCAACAACAGGGGUGCGAAUAUUAGUAACGGUAGUAUCAUUAACGACAUUGGCAUUAAUGGUAGUGGUAUUGGCAUUGAUGGUGCUUCAUACUGUAAGAACAAGGAGGGAAGUAAUACAUACAACAAUGAAAAUGAAAGGAAUGAGCGUCUAAUGAAUCUGAGGAGCACGAGGAGUAGAAAUAAAGCAGCCAAGAGUGACAAUACGAAUGUUAUUACUAAUAGCAUUACGAAUGGCAUUACGAAUGGCAGUGUGAACGACAAUGUAAAUAAUCAGUACAAACAGGAGAAUAAUAGUACUAAUUUAAUGCAAAACAGCAUGGUCGAAUUUGUUGAAAACCCCAGGGGAUAUAGAGUACCUUAUCAAUAUCGUUCCCAAAAUUAUUAUGAAUAUUUUGAAGUACCAUUAAAUUCAAAUAAAUGUUUUGAAAUGGAACAAAGGUAUUAUGCAAAUUUGUUCUCUUUACAUAUAUUGGCAGUAGGAUGGAAUGUUAAUAAAAAUGAUAAGAUUGAAAAUUACAUGCAUGCAUUAUCUGAUCCGUCUUUUCAAAACAUACCUAUGAAAAACUCUUUUUGUAAUUCUGUAAAUAGUCCCCCUUUUGAUAUAUCUUUGUACAAUGAUAAAGUAAAUUGCAAUUUAGUAGAUGGAAAAGAAGGAGUUAACCCUAAUGUAUUGGAGAAUAAUUCUCCCUAUUUUUCCAGCAAUUGUAAAAAUGUGUUCAAUAAUUAUAGUAAUAGUAAUGAUAGUAAUAGUAACGAUAGUAAUAGUAAUGAUAGUAAUAGUAAUGAUAGUAAUAGUAAUAAUUGUGCUAGUAGUAACAAUAGUGCGAAUGGUAGUAAUAAUAAUAAUAAUUAUUAUUAUUAUUAUAAUUAUAAUAAUGGUGGUAAUUACUGCUUUAAUAUCAACAGUGGGGAUCAUACCCUAGUUAAUGCUAGUGAAUCUAUGUACAACUGUACCAAUGCACUAAACCCAGUGGACGGUACAGCUAAUUUUAAGGAUGCCCCUUUUCUGAUGGAUGCAAUUGAGCUAAAUACUGUAAGUAGUGUAAACCAUGCAAAUGAGAUGAACAACGGCAACGAUGUAAAUGACGUACACAAUUUGAAAAAGAUCAACGACGUGAACGAAAUGAAUGACUUAAAGGAUAUGAACUACUACAAUGAUGUUACCCCUUUUGGCGAUAGGAAAAAUUCUUGCAAUGUAAGCAACCUGAUGGAGAGUUCGAACGAUAUAAGCAAUGUUAACGGUGUUAAUAGUUUGAAUAAUGUAAAUACGAUGGAAAAUGAAAAUAAUAUAAACCAUUUAAGCAGAGCACAAGAUUUGAAUUGUGUGAAUGGCAUGAAUCGAACAGAUCAAACGACAAAUGUAAACGAAUCAGUCAGCAUGAAUGAUUGGAACAGCAUGGACAAUAUGAGCGGUAUAAACGGUAUGAGCGACAUUAACAGUAUAUACUCUAUGAGCAAUAUUAAUAAUUUUACAUUCAUGAACAAUGUCAAUAAUAAUAGGGGUGUAGGUAAUGUAAAUAGUUUAAACUUGGACAACAUGAAUAACAUAAACAAUUUGAAAAACGUAAAUCACACGGAAGCUGUGAACAAUAUGCACGAUCAGAAUGAUAUGACUACGUUAAGUGGUGCGUAUCAUUUAAAUCGGUUAGGUGAGUUGAAUAAUGAACCAGAUGGGAAUUAUCGUAUUAGCAAUUACCACGAUGUAGACAUUGCCAAUGAUAAAAGUAAUACGAAUAAUAUGAACAGUAUGAACAGUAUGAACAGUGGGACGAAUCUAAGGAAUUUUGGCUAUAUGAAUAGCGUGAGCAAUUUGGGGUGCAUAAAUGAUAUUUCAAAUGAUGACAAUGUUUUUAAAGAUUUAGAAAAUUCAAAGAAGGUGAACGAAGUUAACAUAUUGCAUUUGGGAGGUGUUGAUUUUAGUCAUAUGAAUAAUUACCAUAAUUCUUUAAAUCCUAUAGAAAUAAAUAAUAAAAAGAAUGUAAAUACAGCUAUUGAUGAUAAUAAUUGUACACAAUUGACAUAUGAUAACAUAAACAGUUACGUAGACAUGAACAGUCAAGUAUGUUAUCCGAGGAGUGAGGAAAGGAAUAAAUCAAUGAGUUGUACGAAAAGCAUAAACCUACCAGAUAGGAGCAGCAUGAACGCUAUAAGCGGCUUGAACGGUGUGAACGAUAUGAAUAAAAUGAACGAUAUGAAUAAAAUGAACGAUAUGAAUAAAAUGAACGAUAUGAACGAUAUGAAUAAAAUGAACGAUAUGAACGAUAUGAAUAAUAUGAACGAUAUGAACGAUAUGUACGAUAUGAACGAUAUGAAUAAUAUGAACGAUAUGAACGAUAUGAAUAAUAUGAACGAUAUGAACGAUAUGUACGAUAUGAACGAUAUGAAUAAUAUGAACGAUAUGAGCGCUAACUUGGACUAUAAUAAAAGUGUGGGUGUAUAUCAUCGUCCCAUGAAUAAUGGAGGCAGUAUGAUGUACUUAGACAAUUCGGGCAUGACCUCCUAUGGUGAUAUGUUUGCGUUAAAUGAUGACUACAGUUUGAUAGGCCAAGUAAAUAGCGAUAUAAAAGAAAAUAGUGGAAAUAAUGAAAAUGAUCAAAAUGAUGAACGUGAACAAGAUAGUCAGAAUAUAUAUGAGGUAACAACAUGUACUGACAGAAUGGACAAUUAUUACCAUGGUAAUAACAAAAAUUGUACUAUUUCUUUUAAUAAUAUUGGUGGGAAGGAAUAUUACUCAAGUAUUCCUUACGAGUUAAGAGAUAUUAAGAAAUUAGAUUAUGAUAAUGAUGAUGGUGGUGGUGUCUUGUGUACUAGUUUAGAGAGUCCAAACGAAAUAAUAAACAAUGAUCGUAAUGAUUUGCUUAUGAUAAGUCGCGAUAAUGAUUCCAAUAAUAACACAAAUGAGUACAUAAUUAAUAAUGCCAGUUUAAUUGCCCCGAAUGACAAGCUGCUAAUUGAUAAGAGUGAAUCGCUUUCAGCCAUUACAAAUAUAAAAUGUGGUGAAAACAAAAGUGUGUUUACCAACCGUUCCACUAAUAAUAAUAAUAAUAAUAAUAAUACUAAUACUACUACUAAUAAUAAUAAUACUAAUACUACUAAUACUACUACUACUACUACUAAUACUACUACUAAUACUACUACUAAUACUACUACUACUACUAAUAAUAAUAAUAAUAAUAAAGAUGAAAAUGAAUUAAAUGUAGAGGAAUCAUCGCCUUUAUCGCUUCAGUCCGCUUUUACAAUGAAGUAUAGCACCCAAGCAUAUUCGAAGCGGAAUGAAGCGGGUCAACAUAUAGGGAUGGAAUAUAUUUACUAUAAUGAUUGUACUCGUGUAAAUAGUGAUGCAAACAGCGGUGUGCAUAAUGCUAACAACGAUGCGAAGAACGAUGAGAAGAACGAUGAGAAGAACGAUAUAAACAACGCUAGUAGUAAUAACAACAACAGAGAUAACAUUCGUAGUAACAUUCGCGGCAAUGAGAACUCCAACGAGCAUGCCAGCUAUAACUACAAUGAAAAUAGUUCAAGUAAUAGUGCACAUGAAAACAAUGAGUGCAAUAUUUAUAGUAAGCAUGAUAUCGAAUAUAACAAUAUGAUGAACAAGUUGGAAAACUAUGAUGAACUUGAGAGAGAAAACAAUUCUUGUAAUAACAUAGUAAAUAGACAAGCUCAAUCUCAGUUUAAUGAUUCGUAUUAUAACUUAAGUAUGUACAACAAUGAGGGUAAUUUACUGAACGAAAAUUGUCUAGAUGAAAAUUUACUAGGUAAGAAUGGUUUGCAUAACUUUGGUAAAGGCUUGAAUAAAUAUAACGACACGGUGAUUUAUAACAACUGCUUUAAAAAGACGUCCAACCCAGUCACAACAGCCAUAUGUCCAUCAACGUCUAAUAUAAAAGAUGUUAAUAAUUAUGAAUAUUAUUCCAGUAAGAAAAUGAUAGAUAAAUUAAGAUCUACAUCUAAUUCUAGCACAAUCAAUACUGAGUAUUUACCAAGUAACCUAUUAAAUUCAAUAAGCAUGAACAAUGGGUAUCCAUCGAACAAUGUAAACGAGCAAGCGGAAAAGUGA